GGGGGAGUAUCUCUCGCUUUCUCUUCCUGUGACUGCAUCAAAUGCAUGAUUUGCGCGCGCAUCCAUCGUCUCUAUUGGCCUGUCAACUUCAUUCUCGCCGGCCUGCCCCCCGCCUAAAUCCCACCGCCCAAUCUUACUGAACCUCCCUCCCUCCCUCUCCUCCCCCCCCCCCCCCCCCCCCCUCUCUCUCUCUAGAAUGUCGACUAUUACAAUCAGCAGACUCGUAAGCCUCUGUUUUCAACAUCUGUCACAGGGUUAGGGUUUACCAUUGAAUUCGCAAAGGGGUUUAAAGUGACGGCAUCAGGAUGUGCCGGACUACAAGAUUAACGUUAUUAAUUUCCGUUCUUUUGAUUUCGCUCGUCCCCCGAGAGUCGAAAUCUUCUCUAAUCAAAACGUUCCUUAAAUUCUCCGCAGAUGACAGCCCCAACAAAUCAAUUCAGAUUCCGCCUUCGCCAAGCCCUAGUCCAAGCAUUGGUUUGGAUUCUGGAGGUGGAGAAAAUUCUGGUGGAGAGAGGGGUAAUGAUGAACACGAUCAGGUGCCUUCCAAUCCGCCCAAGCCGGAACUUAUUGCUAGCAUAACUGAUGAGACGUGUAAUAUUUCGUCUACUAUGUCAUGCCGGGAUUCGAACAACAUGACCGCGUGCCUUUCGAAUGGCAAAACUGGACCAGAAGGAUCAUAUCUUGUUGUCCAGAAUGAUAUAGACACCCCAGUAAACGUGAAUUUGACAAUCUUGCCUUCAAACAUUACUUUCAAGGAAAUAGAACUACAGAAACACCAAGCCAAGAAGAUCAAUAUUUCAGAAAUUAUUGGAGGAAGUCAGUCGAUUAUAUUGAAUGCUGGAAAUGGGAAUUGCACAAUUCACAUUGCAUCUCCCGCCCCAGAAGACAACUCCGAAAAGAAUUUUCAAUGGGUUGGCGUCAAUGUGAACCCCACACAUGGUGCUUAUAUACUGGUUUUGAUGUUUUUGAUUGGCGGAGGGGCUUGGGCCUGCUUUGAGUUGAGAAAAAGAGGACGGCAUCUUGAUGGGGUCCCUUAUCAGGAACUCGAAAUGGGACAGCCAGAAAUUGUUUUGGCUGCGAAUGUGGAAACCAAGGGAGGUUGGGAUGAAGAUUGGGAUGAUGACUGGGAUGAGGAAAAGGCGGUGAAAUCGCCUGGCGGAAAGCGUUUAAGACGAGGGAAGGCAAAUGGAAAUGGCGUUGCUUCCGGAUCUUCUCGCGACGAUGGAUGGGGCAAUGAUUGGGACGAUUAGGUAAGUUUUCUUUUGUUACGCAUUACUAUACAGAAUUGGUUCCACAAUUCCAUAAGUCUUCAAAAAAGAAGGGAAGAGGAAAACUAGAUAGAGGAAAGGAAAAUAGAUGGCUCAACCACGAACUAUAGCACGUGGAAUACGAUGUUUGAGUUUUUCUUUUCACAUAUUAGAAGAACCUAUAGUAUCCCAACUCCAACCCAAUCCAUCGAUAAGGGCGACCACUUUCUCUCCGUAGGAGUCUAACGUACAAUCUCGCUGCACCUAUGUGCAGUUACACAACCGUUGGGCCAAUCAUCCUGGACGGCACUUGAGUUUAAACAGUUUGAGGGUAUGGCAUUAGUAUGAACAGUUUUGCUUUUUGUAAUUCAUUUCUGAUAUUAAAAUAUACACAGUAUUUUAAUGCUUGACAAAAGGUAUUGAGCGCAGAAUUCUCUCACUGUAUGCCGUAAUUAAUACUCUACUUUCUCUUCGUUUCAAGAAAGCUUGUUUAUCCUUUUGAUUUC
Molecule: messenger RNA, 1753 nt
Organism: Rhododendron vialii
Lineage: Eukaryota; Viridiplantae; Streptophyta; Magnoliopsida; Ericales; Ericaceae
Exons: 4
Coding region: 306-1250 (314 amino acids)
Source: RefSeq, a predicted model, not a curated record